GGGAGCCUGGCCACCUCAGUUGUGUUCUUGCAGACAUAGGUAAGGUACCUAGGUACACCAUGUGCCAUCUUUUACUUCACAUGGAUGAAAGGACAGAUGUUCUUUAUCCUAAAACUUGAUCCAUUUGCCCGUGGGCAAAGCGUCUUCUUGAAGUGUUUGUACAGAAAGGUCUUGCAUUUCAUUGUCCUUUCCUCUCAAGUUGUUUCGUCCUGCAGUGAGACGUCUAAUUCCUUCUUUCCCGCGAAACACGGAGCGAGCCGUUUGGUGCAGGCGAGCAUUCCCGUCGACCUUUCAGGCCUGGUCAGCAAAAGUUUAGCGAAGAAACCGCACGAGCCAGGCGACCAAGGUAACACCAAACACAGCACUACUGGGAUGCGUUACAGGCUCCCGUCCCUCCCCACAACAACAGGCAACACCCCCCAGCCGGACAGCAUCGAAACUGAAAGCAUAGUACACAACCCACCUGCACCUUCACCAGGCGAAGCAUCAGCACCUGCGAUUGUUGACAAAAUUUUCGAGCAAAACAAGACCCGCAGUUUGGCGUCAGCACUGCACUGUGUCUGGAUUCUCCUCUCUCCUUCCACUUGCAGGCGAACGCUCGGAACAGCGACAAACCCCUCGCAUCGCCAUCCCCAUCCAUCCCUCUCUAUCCAUCGCAAUCGUCUCAAGACGGACCGCAUCGAUACCAUCCAUCCACCAACCGCCAUCACCUGGCAUCCAGAUCCCACCCACGGCUCUGCAUCUGCGCCUCGCCUCCGCGGUUCGAUCUGAUCUCACCGAAAGCAAAUCGAGUCUUGCCCCGAUUAAGAUUCAAGGUUGCUGUGGACCGUGAACCUUGGACUCCCGCCCCCCGCUUGUUCCACGCAGCAAAACUUUAGUUGCAUCAAGCCCAG
Molecule: messenger RNA, 893 nt
Organism: Neurospora hispaniola
Lineage: Eukaryota; Fungi; Ascomycota; Sordariomycetes; Sordariales; Sordariaceae
Exons: 1
Coding region: 85-771 (228 amino acids)
Source: RefSeq, a predicted model, not a curated record